GCCAAAAGAAAAGAAAAGCAUCCCACUCUUGCCUAUGUUGUUUGAACGUCGCUUCGAUUCAUUUCAGUCCAUCUUUCAUCACAACAGAUGCACAGAUCGCCAUUGACGGUCAUCAGUGCGAUCGCAGCUCAGCCUCAGCAGCCGGCUUCACUCGGCGCUGCUGCCGCGUCCGCUGCGCUGCGAGGUCUUGCCGCAUUGCCAGCGUACGCACCCAUCCAUGCUGGACGAUCAUCCGUCGCUGCGACGACCGCCGUGACUGCGCGAUGCUCGUCGUCGUCCUCAUCCACACGUGCGCCGUUCCCGCCAAGACCAAGUCACACAGCGGCCGACGAGCCCGCCCUGGCAGUCCCAGUGCCAACCCACGAUGCCACAAUGUCAUCCUCAUCCGCACCAUCCUCCUCAGCAUUAGCGACGGCCGAGCUGGAACCGCCGCGCGGGGAGCAAAGACCGGAUGACGCGACGCUGCUCAGAAUGGCCGCGUUCGCGACCGAGCGGCGAAAGUCGACGAUCGCGGAGGAAGCUGCGCGGCGAUAUCACGUUGACCGCGAUCUUCUGGACAUGGUCCAGACACCGGUGAGCCCGGCGCGGGCCAGACGCACGGCGGAGGCAAUGGCUGCACCGCCAAUCCCCGUCCACGAGCUGGAGGCGUUUGUGCACGAGCGGCAAUGCCCAGGAUGCGGAACGGCGUUUCAACUGCGCAAUGAGAUGCAGCUCGGAUAUGUCUCUCCAGCAGCCAUCGAGGAGCGCUUGAAGGCGCGCCAAAUCAAGGGCACACCGCCCGGGCCCAACAACAACAAGAAGCGCAAGGCGCAGCCGCGAUCGUCAAAGCUGCCGGCAACGGAUGGUGCCACCAGCAGUCCGCUGUCUCUGUCGCUCGAGGAACAAGCAGCCAUCCUGCAUGCAUCUCCAGAAGAGGCGGAGCGCUUGCUCGGCAAUGCACUGCGCAGAUCCAAUGGCGACGACACCGCACCAGCAGCUCCUGCAGACACGACCGCAGACGCCUCUGAAGGCCAACCAAGUCCUCAGCCUCGUGUUCAAAUUGUCACUUCGGCCCGCGUUGCAUCGCCCAGCGAUUUGAUUUGCAAGCGCUGCCACCAGCUCACCCACAACAACCAACUUCUCCCCGUCCAAAUCGAUCCAGCCCACUUCCAGGAGCAGCUGGCCCCCAUCCGCUCCAAGGAGGCCUUUAUCGUGCAUGUGGUUGACGUCACCACCUUCCCGUGCUCGAGUCUCCCCAACCUCGAAGAGUACGUCGGCAGCAACCAGCGCAUCUUUUUCGUCGGGAGCAAAGCCGACUUGCUGCCUGGCUACGACAAGCAUCUUUCGCGCAUUCGCCAAUGGUUGUCGCGCCUCAUCAUCAAUCACUACUCGCCCGCUGUUCGCUCGCACAUUGUCGGCGUUCACCUCGUCAGCGGAAUGAAAGGUACCGGCUGCUGGACACUCUUGGACGCCAUCCAGCGCCUUCGAGGUGGCCGCGACGUGUACGUUGUGGGCUGUGCCAAUGUGGGCAAAUCCACCCUUGUCAACAACUUGCUCGACAAAUUGCGGGUGCUGAACGAGUCGCGUUCGCCCGUGACCUCCAUCACAACGAGCGGCGUUCCCGGCACCACGAUUGGCCUGCUCGGCUUCCCACUGCUGUCGCUAUCGUCGUAUGCCGGGCGACUCGAUCGUGCGGAAAGUUCCCGCAGGGUGGAGCAGCUUCGAUUGGCCGCUCGCGGUGCCAUGGACGCCAUUCACGCAACAGAACGCGCGGUCGCCAUGCUGCAAGAUUCCAACUCCACGGGCGGCCUCGGGCGCUCCCAUUCUCACACAGCCCAAGGCUUGCAGUCGCGCGAUGCGGCCGCUGUUGACAAGGACGCCGUCCCGCUUUCCCGCUUGGAUCGACGCUCGAUCUUGCGCGAUGUGGCCGACGAGGAGCUCCAGCGCUCGGGCUACCUGUUUGACACGCCCGGCAUCAUGUCGCCGCACCAAAGUCUGCAUCGCUUGUCCGCCGCCGACAUUUCCGCCGUCAUUCCGACAAAGCUGAUUGUUCCACAAGUGUUUCGGCUCAAUCCAGGCCAAUGCGUCUUUAUUGGCGGCCUUGGUCGCUUGGAUGUGCUCUCGAGCGCGGACGGCGCCGUGUUGGUGACUGUCUUUGUUUCGAACACGGUCAAACUGCAUGCGACACGGAUUUCCAAUGCCGAGGACUUUUACCAGCGACACCUCGGCACCCCGCUGCUGUCGCCACCCUUUUUCAACGAGUCUGAGCUUGCCGCACGUCGUCAAGCCAGAAAAUCCGACUCGGGAGUCGAUGAGAGCAGCACUCCAGUCAGCGUCUCCGGCGAGAUCACGGAGCAACAGACCCCGUCACCUUCCGGCGCGCCGGCGACAGAAACCCAGGCGACUCCAGCGGCACCCAGACGAGCAGCGGUCAAGCAGAUUCUCAACCGCGUGGCCCACGGAAAGGCGCUGACAGAUGAGCAAAUCACCAUUCUGCGCAACUCGGGCCUGCCCUUUGACGAAUCGCUUGUCGUGCGGAAACAGCAGUCGGUCGCACCAGCAGACCGAACCUCUCGUCCAGCUCCGUUGGGCGCGUUGAGUGGGCGCGCGUUUUCAUUCCACGGCGCCGGAAUUCGCCAAAGUGUCAUGGAUGUGGUUUUCUCUGACGUUGGUUUUGCAUCGCUCGCAGCACCCGACAUGGCCAAGGUCGAGAUCAAAGCACAUACACCAGGCGGAGUCGGAAUCUUCCUCCGCCCUUCGCUCAUGCCGGACGCCGUCAACGUCCAUGGCCACCGCGGGAUUGGUGGACAGAGUUCGCAGCUUGCGCGCCGUCGGUGGUCUAGUCACAAGUAAAUUGUUUGGCUUUUUUUUUUUGAGGUUGGAACGAGGACGCUUUGUAUUGGAUUAAAAUGUAU
This is a messenger RNA of Capsaspora owczarzaki ATCC 30864, 2894 nucleotides long. RefSeq names its product nitric-oxide synthase. Bases 88 to 2832 code for a protein of 914 amino acids. The transcript has 2 exons. Lineage: Eukaryota; Filasterea; Ministeriida; Capsasporidae. The record is from RefSeq and is a predicted model, not a curated record. Gene Ontology annotation, molecular function: GTP binding.